Aegilops tauschii subsp. strangulata is the source of this 840-nucleotide messenger RNA. RefSeq names its product putative cell wall protein. Lineage: Eukaryota; Viridiplantae; Streptophyta; Magnoliopsida; Poales; Poaceae. The record is from RefSeq and is a predicted model, not a curated record.
UAUAAGCUCGGCGCGGCGAUCACCAUCCACCACCAACGAAAGCAACAGCCAGCGAUCGAGACAGCAAGAAGCUCACUCAGCUACCCCCAGUCCCGAUCACAGGUAGCUAGCCACUCGACGCAAUCGGCAUGGCCAGCAAGUCGGUGUCCCUGCUGGUCCUCGCGGCGCUGGUGGCCGCGGCGUGCCUCGCCGGGCUGGGCUCGGCGGCGCGCGACAUGCCGGCGGAGAAGCCCGCGGAGGACGCGGUGAAGCGGCCGGAGACGUUCCAGGAGGGGACGGUGCUGAUCCCGGGGAUCGGGCGGUACGAGCUGGGCACCCACUACAUCCCGGACAUCGGCGGGCUGGACCACAGCAUCCCGGCCGCCGCCAGCGGGCAGUUCAUCCCCGGCGCCGACGACACCUGGGUGCCCAACCCCGGCUUUGAGAUUCCCAACCCCUUCCGCCCCGGCUCCGAGUCUCCCUGAUGGGUCGAGCCGGCCGUCCGGCGAGCGCGUCCACGUAACGCCCAUCAUCCACGUUACACCCCAUCCAUCUACUUGGUAGAGCUAGCCUACUACUUAUAAAUCAUUUUCCGCUAGCUUUUUGGUUGCCAUAAUAAAAUAGCUGCUGCUACAUGGCCAUGCAUGCAUGUCCGAUGCAUGCAUGUGUCUGCGACUGCGUUCGCGCCGUCGACGUCUCGUGUUUGAUUGAAGUGUACGUGUAGUCGUCUAUGGGAUAUGGAUGGUUGCGUAGGAAGCACCCAUCGCAUGUCUCGUUUGGUUUGUUGUUGCCAGUGUAAUGUGUUUCAGUUCAGUAAGUUUUUUGAAUGAUGAAGAAUUAUGCAUGAUCGAUUAAGCUUGA